AUGUUGAAUUCAACAUCUACGGAAGCAGCUUUAUCGGCCACCUACGUUGAGAAUUACUUAGAUUGUGUUGAAAAUCUUCCAAAUGAUUUGCAGCGACAUUUAUCGCGUAUGAGAGAGCUCGACGUAACUUAUAGAGAAUGUCUUCGUGAUGCAGAAACACAUUUAGGUGUUUGCAUAGGGCCAAAUACAGAAGAGAGACGUCGUAGUCGAGCUGCCUUACGAUUGCAAGCUGCACUUGUCGCAGCACAAGAAAUUGGUGAUGAAAAACUGCAGGUUGUACAGAUCCUUCAGGAUCUUAUUGACAAUAAACAGAGGUCUCUUGAUGCCGACCAUAAAAACCUUAUUUCUUGCCUUGAAGUGAAUACAAAUGGAAUAGCAAAAGAAGAACCUUCACCAGCUACUGAGUCCAUACGAACAGGGGAUAAAGAAAGCAUUACACCUCAGCCACAGCAACAACAAGCCCCACCACCUCCUCCUCCAGAACGUAAUAAUGAGAAAGAAAAAGAGAAAGAACGGGAUAAGAGUGGAGGGGAGAGGUGGUCUAAACGAGCAAGACGUUCUCGAACUACAGCAGGUGCAGCUACAGAUGGUGCAGAAUCCAGUGAACGUGACAGUGAACGCCAUGCACAUAAUACUACACAUAAGAAAGGUAUUGGGAAAAAGAAAAAGCGCAAAGCGAGACAAGCAGCACAACGAUCUGAGACACCACCAGAAGAAAAUGAUGCAAUUGAUCCUGAUGAACCUAGGUAUUGCCUCUGUGAUCAGAUAUCAUUUGGCGAAAUGAUAUUAUGUGACAAUGAUCUUUGCCCUAUUGAAUGGUUCCACUUCUCCUGUGUCUCGCUCACUACCAAACCAAAGGGCAAGUGGUUUUGCCCUAAGUGCCGUGGUGAUAGACCUAAUGUGAUGAAACCAAAAGGACAGUUUCUUAAAGAAUUAGAACGGUAUAACAGAGAAAAGGAAGAAAAAGCAUAG
Molecule: messenger RNA, 972 nt
Organism: Parnassius mnemosyne (clouded apollo)
Lineage: Eukaryota; Metazoa; Arthropoda; Insecta; Lepidoptera; Papilionidae
Source: the annotation of a GenBank genome assembly